Scleropages formosus (Asian bonytongue) is the source of this 2368-nucleotide messenger RNA. RefSeq names its product glycosyltransferase-like domain containing 1 (gene qtman). NCBI's taxonomy places the organism in Eukaryota, Metazoa, Chordata, Actinopteri, Osteoglossiformes, Osteoglossidae. Bases 55 to 1410 code for a protein of 451 amino acids. Gene Ontology annotation, molecular function: glycosyltransferase activity. The record is from RefSeq and is a predicted model, not a curated record. The transcript is spliced from 10 exons.
GAGGGGGCCGUCGGCCGCGGUGACGAGCACGCUCCGGCGCGAGGACUGCUGCCGAUGAGCGUGAUCCUGGCGGAGCCCUUCUACGGGGGCUCCCACAAGCAGCUCACCGACCUGCUCCGGGAAGACGUGCCCAACUGCGUCGCCUACACGCUGCCUGCCAAGAAGUGGCACUGGCGCGCCCGCACCGCCGCGCUGCAUUUCAUGCAGGCCAUCCCUGCGAGCCCAUCGUACAGGGUGCUCCUCGCCAGCUCCGUCCUGAACUUGGCGGAACUCGUAGCCCUCCGGCCCGACCUUGGCAAGCUGCGGAAGAUCCUAUACUUCCACGAGAACCAGCUGGUGUACCCGGUCCGCAAGAGCCAGGAGAGGGACUUCCAGUACGGCUACAACCAGAUCCUCUCGUGCUUGGUGGCAGAUGUGGUGGUGUUUAACUCUUCUUUCAACAUGGAGUCCUUUCUCACGUCCAUCCACACCUUUGUGAAGCUCAUUCCAGACCACAGGCCCAGGGACUUGGAAGCGCGCAUCCGCCCAAAGUGCCAAGUCCUCCACUUUCCUAUCAGAUUUCCUGAUGUCAGAAGGUUCCUUCCGCAACACAAGCGUGCCCGUUUCCAAGGAGAGAACCCCUUCGAGGAGGGCUGCGGCCCUGAGCCUCUCGGCGCCCUGUCGGGGUCUGAAAACUGCGCCUCUGUGGAGGGGCCUGAACUCGACACCAAGAUACCAGCCCACGGAAGCCAGAUUGAGAUCCACACUCCAUUGCACCAGGAGCCUCAGUGCAUGUCCCAGUCGCCAGCAGAGGCUCUCCACGGUCAUGGAAGUGCAGCGCCCACAAGAGACAGGGAUGCGAUGGUGGGGCUGUGCGACUGCGGUCCCAGUGGGAGGGAGCCACUGCACAUCGUGUGGCCUCACAGGUGGGAGCACGACAAAGACCCGGAACUCUUCUUCGAGACGCUGCUGAAGCUGAAAGAGAGGGGACUGAGCUUUCAAGUGUCCGUUCUUGGCGAGACGUUCACAGAGGUGCCAGCCAUCUUCGCCGACGCCAGAGAAGAGCUCGGGGAGCGCAUCGUGCACUGGGGCUACGUCCCCAGCAAGGAGGAGUACCUAAAAGCCCUGUGCCAGGCAGACGUGGUCAUCUCCACAGCCAAGCACGAGUUUUUCGGGGUGGCCAUGUUAGAAGCCGUUCACUGUGGCUGCUAUCCGCUGUGUCCGAAGACAUUAGUGUAUCCGGAAAUCUUUCCAGCGGAAUAUCUGUACUCCACACCUGAGCAGCUCUUAAAGAGGCUUCAGGGUUUCUGCAGGAGGCCCGACGUCGUUAGAAGACAUCGUGUUCAGGUGGACACGGCGCUCUUUUCCUGGGAAACUCUCAAGGGGAGCUUCAGGACCCUGUUGGCAGCCGACGCCAGCGAACUUCACUGACAGACGAGGCCAGCGUCGCUGGCUCUCAGCCCCGGGCGGAGUACGCGGAACAUUCUGGAGCACGCUCAUAUUUACCUGAUCAGAAGGCACUGGAUGGGAUGGGAUGGGAUGGGAGGGGAGGGGUGAGGUUCAUGGAGCGGUUUGGGGAGGAAAGCAGCUGAGGGAUCGGCGCCGCCGGAGCCGGGUUGUCUGUCUGUCACAGCUGACGCGGAGCCAUCUGCCGCAAACCUGCGACGGCUUCAGAUCCCCGUUCGCCGCCACCAGCCCAGCCCAGAUUAAAGCCAGACCUGUGCCGGCGCUGCCGUGGCUGCACGUGUCCGCGGCUCAGAGGCUCCUCUGCAGGAGGGGGACUCGUGUGCGCCAAAAAAAGGACGUGUAACCGCACUCCUGUAUCCCAUAUGUGGUGCCACAUUGAAUUUCCAGUUGCGCGCGAUCUCAUCCUUUGUACUGGGGGCCGCGGUACCAGACCCCCCCCUCCGCGCCGACGCGGUGGCGGCCAAGCCGCAGCUUCAAACGCGCACACUUGGACGGUGCGGCGCCCAGGUUGCCAGGUUAUGGGCGCGUCGUCCGAGGGCCACCAGCGCCGACGAGGAGAGCGCUAAUUGGGCGGCCGGCCGCGAAUUGUUUUGUGGGCGAGAGCCCCCCACCUCCCCACUUCAGCACUCCUUGCCUCCUUUGCAAAUUAAUGACUCCAGUGCAGGGGUUUUUAAGUGGAGGUAUUAAUAAGGGGGCCUGGCAGGUAUUCCCAUGAUUCACAGUGUUACAUUUGCAUUUAAUUAAUCUUGAAGAAAGCUGCAAGAUAAACAGCUGUAAUUCAGAGCAGCGCUGGGAGUGUGUGACACGGUGCCACCUAUCUGAUGAAAUCGGAGCCAAUAUGUUGGGUUUAAAAACCUCCCGCCCCUAAACAGACACGCACGCACAGACCUGUGUGCACGCAGAGGUACACACACACACACAC